Microcebus murinus (gray mouse lemur) is the source of this 990-nucleotide messenger RNA. NCBI's taxonomy places the organism in Eukaryota, Metazoa, Chordata, Mammalia, Primates, Cheirogaleidae. The record is from RefSeq and is a predicted model, not a curated record.
UUCGGCUCGAGUUACACAGGCAGCUUCAUCCACCUGCUUAGGUGGCUCCACGGGGCGGGCCCAUAGGCCAGGAGGGCGGGGCACUUAAGGAGACUUAAAGAGCUCCCCAGGUUCCUGCCCGCGCCCUGACAGCCUCAGCGCUCACCAUGGCCGAGACCACCAAGCUCCAGCUGUUUGUCAAGGUGCUGGCAGGCGAGCGAGGAUGGGGAGAGCGUGGGGCACUGCCCCUCCUGCCAGCGGCUCUUCAUGGUCCUGCUCCUCAAGGGCGUGCCCUUCACACUCACCACGGUGGACACGCGCAGGUGAGACCCCACCCUGGGGCGCCUCCCUGGCCUCCGCAUGCCGGUGGGCCAGCCCCCUCCUUCCCUGCCGGUGCCCACAGGUCCCCGGACGUGCUGAAGGAUUUCGCCCCCGGCUCACAGCUGCCCAUCUUGCUGUGCGAUGGUGACGCCAAGACGGACACGCUGCAGAUCGAAGAGUUUCUGGAGGAGACCCUGGGGCCACCCGACUUCCCCAGCCUGGCGCCCCGAUAUAGGGAGUCCAACACAGCGGGUAACGACAUCUUCCACAAGUUCUCCGCGUUCAUCAAGAACCCGGUGCCCGCGCAGGACGACGCCCUGUACCAGCAGCUGCUGCGCGCCCUCGCCAGGCUAGACAGCUACUUGCUCGCGCCCCUGGAGCACGAACUGGAGCGGGAGCCCCGGCUGCGCGAGUCGCGCCGCCGCUUCCUGGAUGGCGACCAGCUCUCCCUGGCCGACUGCCGCCUGCUGCCCAAACUGCACAUCGUAGACACGGCGUGCGCGCACUUUCGCCAGGCGCCCAUCCCCGCCGAGCUGCGCGGCGUCCGCCGCUACCUGGACUGCGCGAUGCGGGAGAAGGAGUUCAAGUACACAUGUCCGCACAGCUCGGAGAUCCUGGCGGCCUACCGGCCCGCCGUGCGCCCCCGCCCCGCCCCUGCAUCUGCGGCCCCAUAAAGGUUUCUCUGCCUGA